Messenger RNA from Orbicella faveolata, 2289 nucleotides. RefSeq lists its product as uncharacterized. NCBI's taxonomy places the organism in Eukaryota, Metazoa, Cnidaria, Anthozoa, Scleractinia, Merulinidae. The record is from RefSeq and is a predicted model, not a curated record.
AUGAUGAUGAUAAUAAUAAUAAUAAAUAAUUAACAAAUUAUUUACUUUGACCAUUUAAUACAAAGAUAAAAAGUCGAGUCUACUUUCAAGCUUAGUGGCCAACAAAGCCAGUAAGCACACAUCUUCUACUUCUUUUGCUUGAGGCAACUAGGUGUAUUUCCAGUCCCCUAUGGAUGAGAUUUUUGUCGAUUGCAAUGAUAAACGUCAGCUUUUAAAGUGGCUAGGUCAUUGUUAUUCAGAUGAUUCAAUCAACUGAAUCAGAGCCCCUGGCAUAUAAAUAGGCAAGAUUGAUUUCUGGAUGUUAUUUAUUAUAUAAUUUUGUCAUGCAAGUGAGUUUAACUUGACAAACACUGGGCUAUUAUUUUCAGUUUUCCCUGUUGUAAUCCAUCUUAAUCUUCUCCAGUUUUGCCCGUCCAUGCCCCUAUUUGGUUUUUCCAUGUUUCUUUUGAGUUCUACGGUCUUGAGCUGUUAUUCUCAUACUAUUACCAGCUGAUCAGUGCUAAGCCUAAAAGUUGGAUGACCUGGCCCUGUUAAUUCCUGGUACCCAUUUUUACACCUGGUUAAAGAAAGGCACUGUGAGACUGACAGGAAACUGUUUUGUCCAAACAUAUGACACAAUGAUCCAGAGUCCAGAAAACAAUCAUCACAUUGCAAGCGACAUGAACGAAUUCACACAGGAGGGAAGCCGUUUACAUGCAAACAUUGUAAAACGAGCUUUAGCCGGUCAUCAACUUGCACUGAAGGAACAUGAACGAACUCACACAGGAGAGAAGCCAUAUACAUGCAAGUACUGUAAAAAGUGCUUUAGCCAGCUAUCACCUUGCAAGUGGCAUGAACGAACUCACACAGGAGUGGAACCGUAUACAUGCCGGCAUUGCAAAAAGGGCUUUAGACAAUCAUCGAUUUGCAAGACACAUGAACGAACUCACACAGGAGAGAGGCCGUACAUAUGCAAGCAUUGUAAAAAGUUGUUCGGCCGAUCGUCAGUUUGCAAGGUGCAUGAACGAACUCACACAGGACUGAAACCGUAUACAUGCCAGCAUUGUAAAAAGGGCUUUAGACAAUCAUCGAUUUGCAAGAGAUAUGAACGAACUCACACAGGAGAGAAGCCGUAUACAUGCAAAUAUUGUAAAAAGAGCUUUAGCCGAUUAUCAAAUUGCAAGAGACAUGAACGAACUCACACAGGAGAGAAGCCGUAUACAUGCAAGCAUUGUAAAAAGUCCUUUACAAGCUCAUCAUAUUGCGAGCGACAUGAACAAAAACACGCGAUAGACCGUUUUUUAAAACGAAAGCAGCAUGAUCAGUAUCUAAAUCUAAGAAGUAAUCUUCAGGAACCAACAACAACUCACGGUGACAAGAAGUCUCGUAUGUAAUUUUCCGAGACUAAAGAAAAUUUAAGCCAAGUUGAAAGCCUCACCAGUUGGAUUUGUCAGAAGGAAUUAAGCAGCGAGACAUGUCUCAUCCAACAUUACGAUGAACAUAUGAGACAAUAACGACACUUAUAUAAACCUUAUCAAUCUUUAAGCUAUAAACCUUGGCCUUCCCUUUUUUCUGCUCGUUGAACGUUCACUACGAUAAAAUUUGUUCUGUUCAAGUUAGUGCUUGAAGAAAUUCGACUAGCGUUUGCGCGAUUUCUCUAAGAGUGUUCAGUAAUAGCGGUAGAAAAUUGAAACUUCUCUGAACCUGCAUUUAACCAGACAUUCAGAGAAGAGGCCCAGUAUGUGAUCCAUUUUUGCUGAAAACAAUUUAAUUUAAGUUCCAUUAAUAAUAUUUCAGGUUGUAAUAAGCUUAAUGCAUAGAGCUACAAUGUAGAUUCAGUGUAAUCACGACAUGCGAGGUAUCUUCAAGAAUCGCACAGGAGUUAAGCCGUACAGAAGCAAGAUGAUCAUAAAAAGAGCUUUUGCCAGUCAACAAUUUGGAAACAAGGUGAAGGAAGACAUGCAAUAGACAGUUCUUUAAAAUGAGAGCAACAAGAUCAGUACCUUAAACUAACAAGGCACCUUCAUGAGCCAACAACAACUCGCCGUGGCAAAAAAGUCUCGUAUGCUGUUUUCUUUGACAGAAGAAACUUGGAGCGAAGUUGAAAGCCUGACCUGUUGGAUUCGUUAGAAAGAAAGUUAGUAGCGAGGCAUGUAUCCUUCGACUUUACAAUUAUCACCUCAAUGGUCAUAUGACAUAAAAACGACGCUUAUGUAAACCUUAUCAUUCGUUAAGCUUUAAACCUCCCUCUUUGUAUUUUUCUCUCGCUGUAGUUUCACCACGUCACAAUCUGGUCUGUUAAAGUUUAUA